Molecule: messenger RNA, 1369 nt
Organism: Orycteropus afer afer
Lineage: Eukaryota; Metazoa; Chordata; Mammalia; Tubulidentata; Orycteropodidae
Source: RefSeq, a predicted model, not a curated record
UUUUUGGAACAAGCCGUGUCCUAUCAACAGUUUGUGGACAACCCAGCUAUCAUUGAUGACCCUAAUCUUGUGGUAAAGAUUGGGAAUAAAUAUUACAAUUGGACAACAGCAGCACCUUUACUCCUGGCAAUGCAGGCCUUCCAGAAACCUUUGCCAAAGUCUUCAUGCUUAAGUUAUCUUAAUGUAAUUUUGGACACCAUUAGGUUUUGCUUCUCUAAAAUUUUUAAUCCACAAACAGCCACUGUGGAAUCUAUCAUGAGAGAUAAGAUGCCCAAAAAGGGAGGAAGAUGGUGGUUUUCAUGGAGGGGAAGAAAUACCACAAUCAAAGAGGAAAGUAAGCCGGAGCAGUGCUUGGCUACAAAGGGCCACACUACUGGAGAGCAGCCAUCACAGCUUGGCAUGGCUACCAGAAUAAAGCAUGAAUCAUCCUCCAGUGAUGAAGAGCAUGCGGCUGCCAAACCAUCAAAUGCAAGCCACCUCCCUCUUUUGUCUAAUGUCAGCUACAAAAAGACUCUCCGGCUCACUUCAGAGCAGCUGAAAAGCUUAAAGUUGAAGAAUGGCCCAAAUGAUGUGGUUUUCAGUGUUACCACACAGUAUCAAGGCACCUGUCGCUGCGAAGGCACCAUCUAUUUGUGGAACUGGGAUGACAAAGUCAUCAUUUCUGAUAUUGAUGGAACAAUCACUCGAUCAGAUACACUUGGCCACAUUUUGCCCACCCUUGGGAAGGAUUGGACCCAUCAGGGGAUUGCUAAGCUGUACCAUAAAGUGAGCCAAAAUGGAUAUAAGUUUCUCUACUGCUCUGCACGUGCCAUCGGGAUGGCAGACAUGACAAGAGGAUAUUUGCACUGGGUUAAUGAGAGGGGCACGGUGUUACCUCAGGGACCGCUACUGCUGAGCCCAAGCAGUCUCUUCUCUGCCUUGCACAGAGAAGUGAUUGAAAAGAAGCCAGAAAAGUUUAAAGUCCAAUGUUUGACAGACAUCAAAAAUCUGUUUUUUCCAAAUACAGAACCCUUUUAUGCUGCUUUUGGAAACCGACCAGCUGAUGUAUAUUCAUACAAGCAAGUCGGAGUGUCUUUGAAUAGAAUAUUCACCGUCAAUCCCAAAGGAGAACUAGUUCAGGAACAUGCAAAGACCAACAUCUCAUCGUACGUGAGACUGUGUGAAGUGGUCGACCAUGUUUUCCCAUUACUGAAAAGAAGCCAUUCUUCAGACUUUCCCUGCUCAGAUACUUUCAGUAAUUUCACCUUUUGGAGAGAGCCACUGCCACCUUUUGAAAACCAGGAUGUUCAUUCUGCCUCAACAUAAAAUGUACCAAACAACCUCUUGACAUCAUGGCAGAAGACUGGGCAUCACACAUUAAAGGACAGGU